Sphaeroforma arctica JP610 is the source of this 1758-nucleotide messenger RNA. RefSeq lists its product as hypothetical. The record is from RefSeq and is a predicted model, not a curated record. Bases 259 to 1722 code for a protein of 487 amino acids. Gene Ontology annotation, biological process: DNA replication, synthesis of primer. The transcript has 12 exons. Gene Ontology annotation, cellular component: alpha DNA polymerase:primase complex. Lineage: Eukaryota; Ichthyosporea; Ichthyophonida.
UGUACAACUAGCUAUAAAUAUUUAAAUAUAUAGAACUGUAUAGCAAGUUUUGAAGUUCGUAACCCAAUCUUUCUGAGCUGUGUAUAUAUUCAGUACACUUUCUCUCGAGUUACCCACACAUAUUUGUAAUCCUAGAUUAUAACAGUAUUGUGUAUGUAUACCGGUUGCCACGCACACCAUACACUACUUUUCAUUAGUAUAUCGAAUACAGUGUAUCAGUACAACUACUUCACAUUGCAUCUGUACAUCUAAGACAAGAUGGCUAUCAACCAGGUCUCCCGUCGACGUAGGCGUGGGAAUCUACAAGUACGAGAUUCCAAGGUUCUUGACUCUGGUCGCUUUCCUCACCGGCUGUCACUAUACAACACACCGCCGAACGAUGAAGUGUCUCUGGAGGAGUUCGAGAGCUCUGGAUACGACAGGCUUAGGCUCCUGAAAGCGGUCGAACAGGCCAGGCUAUGUCAUCCGAAGCGAGGACCACAGUACUUCAAAGAAAUAAAAAAAGCAUGUGACAAGUACAUGCCACUCGGAGACAGCGGCGCACGGAAUGCGGCAGAUGUGUACGAAGAGAGACGAAAGGACCAUUUGUCGCAUUUUGUCUUGCGACUGGCGUAUUGUCGUAGUGAAGAAUUGCGCCGCUGGUUUCUGCAACAAGAAGUGGAGCUGUUCAGGUGCCGAUUCGAGAACGAAAGCAUCAACGAUUUUCUAAACGCCAUACAAAAUCUCAAAUACGACAAGAUGUCCGACGAAGAGAAGCGCGAAUUGGAGUCCCAAUUGAAGGACUGCGGUUUCAAUCUGAGCAUAGAAACAGUGCGGGAAACUGCUUACUAUAAGUUACCAUUCAAGCGGGCUUUGGAGCUCGUUAGGCAGAGGAAAGUGCUGCUGAAGGGCGGUAUGGCCUAUGUGCCAGAACAAGAGCUUUUGUCAAUUAUCUGCUCUUCGUUCCGACAACGCCUCUCGCUAGCCCUCACGCACGCGUGUAAAGCCCUCCCCGCAUUAGAAGAAGAUGAGAGACUUGAUCCCAUCCUACGCACCAUGAGCAAGAACGAUCUGGCGGACGAGCAGCAACUGCAGAAUCGCACCGGGGUGGUACACCCCUCAGACCUCGACGAGUUAUCGAAUACGGUGAUGCCUCUAUGUAUGAGGAAUCUGCACGUGAACUUCAAGGCGGAUCAUCAUCUGAAACACUGGGGUCGGCUUCAGUAUGGUCUGUUCCUCAAGGGCAUUGGGGUCAUGCUGGAGGAUGCUAUCAAUUACUGGCGCUCGGAAUUCACCCAGAAAAUGGCGAUGGACAAGUUUGAUCGCGAGCACGUGUAUACGCUACGACACAUGUACGGUAAAGAAGGCAAGCGCACCAAUUACACGCCCUACUCUUGCGUCAAGAUCAUCACUGGGCAAGCCCCAGGCACUGGAGACCACCACGGCUGCCCUUUCAAACACUUCGACGGGAGCCACUUGGUGAAGGAACUUAAAAGCACGAAGGUUCCCAAUCCAGCUAUACAAGAGAUCCUCAAGCUUGUUAAAGAUCAGCACUUCCAAGUGGCCUGUUCGAGAUACUUCGCCUACAAAAUUGGACCUCUACCGGAAAAUGUGGACGUUCCUCUUAUCAACCAUCCCAACGGAUACUUCACGAAGGCUAUAGAACUAAAUAACUUUAAAGCAGGUAUAGUUAAUGCUGGUGCUUCUACUGUCAAAUCAGAGAGCUUACCUAUCAACGAAUAAGUACCACCAUUUAAAUAAACCUACAGAAACAUGCGA